UAGAGACACUACAUUGAUCACCUAUUAUACAAUGUAUCUACUAAAUUUAUAUAUUACCAUUAAUUUGCUUUAUUAUAUUAUUAAGACUAAUAAUUGAAUCUGCAAAGCAAUGGGGCCUAUGAUCCGCCCUUUGAGCUGUAUUCAACUCACAUUUUAUCAAUAUUUGUGUUCAUCAAUAUUUCCAGUAAUCCUUAAUCAUGGUUGCUGAAUUGAUUGGAGGAGCGCUUCUCUCUGCUUUUCUGGAUCCAUUGGUGGAAAAGUUGGCUUCUGAGGUGAAGGACUUCUUCAAAGGAAAAGAGACCAUUCUUAAGCUGGUGAAGGAGUUGAAUACCACCUUGUCCUCGGCUGGUCUACUGCUCAUUGAUGCUGAGGAGAAGCUGAUCAAAGACCAAAGAGUCAAGAAGUGGCUUGAUGAUCUCAAGGACACCAUUUAUGCUGCAAAUGACUUGGUUUAUAAGAUCGACACCGAAGCAUUGCGAGACAAACUUGAAAGUGAAUCUCAAAGCGGCUACACUUGUUGUAAUAAGGUACUCAUGAAACUCAUCCCAACUCCUCUUACUCCUUUUGAUAAGACAAUAAAAUCUGAGAUAGGAGAGAUCCUUCGAAAAUUGAAACUUCUUUUAGAGAAUAAAGAUCUUGGUUUGAAACGUAUAGAAAAAGAAAAACAUCCAGAGAGAUUAUGUGCUCCUUUGGUAGAAGAAUCAGAUGUUUAUGGAAGAGAUGAUGAUAGAAAAACUAUACUUAAUUUGCUACUAUCCGAUGACAUGAGUGGUGACAAAUUUUCUGUGAUUCCUAUAGUGGGAAUGGGUGGUAUGGGGAAGACAACUCUUGCUCAACUCGUGUACAAUGAUGAAGGAGUCAACCAAAAGUUUGAAACCAAAGUGUGGGUUACUGUGGGAGAUGAGAGUAAACUAGAUAAAGUAAUGAAGAAAAUUAUCCAAAAGGUGGACCAUUAUGAAAAAUGUGAAAUCGAAGAGCAGUUUGAGCAUUUAGAUAAAGUAAAGAAGGUUUUGGCUGGGAAGAAGUUUCUUGUGGUUCUUGAUGAUGUUUGGGAUGAGGAUCGUAAUUGUUGGGAGGUCUUGAAAAGUUGUUUUACAACUCGUAGUCAUAUUGUUGCAUCGAUUAUGGAAACUGAGUCAACUCAUUACCUACAAAGAAUAUCGUUUGACAAAAGUUGGGAGUUAUUUGCCAAAUUUGCCUCAAUUGAUGAUCUCAACUCGUACGAGCAGUUAGAUAAUCUCGAAGAAAUUGGUAGAAAAAUUGUUGAUAAAUGUAAGGGUCUUCCUUUAGCAAUAAAGGUACUUGGUGGUCUUUUACGUGGUAAAAAAAAAAGGGAGGAUUGGAAUGAUGUGUUAAACAAUGAUAUAUGGGAGCUGUACGAGAGAAGUAGUAUUGGAAUUCUUCCAACUUUGUGGUUGAGUUAUUUUUAUUUACCUUCACAUUUGAAACCAUGUUUCGCUUAUUGUGCCAUAUUCCCAAAAGAUUAUGAGUACAAAAAAGAAGACAUGAUGCUAUUAUGGAUGGCUGAAGGUUUUCUACAUCCUAAGCAAGAGAAGCCAAUUGAAAAGGUUGGAGAAGAGUACUUCCAAGAUCUAAUCUCGAGGUAAUUUUUUCAACCAUCAUCAAGUGAGGAUGCCUCAACAUUUCUCAUGCAUGACCUUGUUCAUGAUUUAGCUAUGUUUGUCUCUGGUGAAUUUUGUUUGGCAGUGAAUGAUACCAAAAUUUCCAAGUGUACAAGCAAGGUUCGUCAUUUGUCAUUUAGGCAGGAGGGUCAAGUUGCUGGCCCUAUGAAAUUUGAAGAUUUGUCUAUAACUAAUAAGGGUUUGUGCACCUUCUUAUUGCUGUGGAAAAGAGGGCAUUGUCCCUAUUCUAUGGAGCACUUGCUUGAAUUACUACUAAGCACAAGGGGUUGCUUAAGAGUGUUAUCUAUAGCAGAUGGUUAUAUGACCAAGUUACCUGAUUCAAUAGGAAAAUUGAAGUACUUAAAGUUCUUGGAGUUAGAUUUUUGUAUGAUUAAAGAAAUACCCAGUACAAUUUGUGAUUUGUAUAAUUUGGAGACAUUAUUGUUGGAGAGAUGUUAUAGUGUUACUAGACUACCAAAUAACAUAGGAAAUUUAAUGAAGUUGAGACAUUUUUGUAUUCCCUUUGUAUUAGUAGAGAUGCCAUUACAGUUUGGUUUGAUGAAAAAUCUUCAAACGCUGAAUAAGUUUGUUGUGGGAAAAAAUAAAAAUUCUGGGAUCAAGCUAUUAAAAGAGUUUCAAGAUCUGCAUGGGACUCUUACUAUCUGGGGACUUGAAAAUAUUUGUAGUGUUGAGGAUGUUUUGGAGGCAAACUUGAAGAACAAGAAGUUUCUAAAGCUACAUUUCAAGUGGGACGAUAGACAUGAACAUGAUGACUUGGAAAGAGAGAAAGAGAUACUUGGUGCACUCGAAGCUCAUGAAAAUUUGAAGGAAUUCAAUGUACAUGGCUACAAAGGUAGCAGUUUUCCAAGUUGGAUUGGAGAUCAUUUAUUUUCUAAUCUGACAAUGGUGAAGCUAGAAGAUUGUAAAAAUUGUAUCUUCUUGCCCUCACUGGGGCAGCUACCUGCUCUCAAAGACCUUUCCAUUCAACAUUUUUAUAGUGUGGUGAGAAUAGAUUCAGAGUUUUAUCAUUCUGCCACUAGUGUUGGUUCUUCUGCUGCAAACACAAAGCCAUUCAGAUCUUUGGAGAGAUUGAGUUUCGAAAACAUGACUGAGCUCCAAGAGUGGUCGUUUAUCGAAGGUGGGGUUUUUCCUCGUCUCAAGUUUCUUGACUUUUUCAACUGUAAGAGACUCAAAGUGUCGUUGUUGCCUCAUUAUUUCCCCUCCUUGAGAGAGCUCGUAAUAGAUACAUGUGAGAAACUAAUGCCUUUACUCAAAACAAGGGCUGAUCCAUUAAUGGACUCCUCAUUUCCAUCUCUUGAGAUUUUGCAAAUAGCUAGAUGUGAUGGACAGGAACUACUUCUAGAAGGGGGACUGCCUACGAGUUUAAAGGACUUUGUAAUUCAGAGUUGCAAAAACCUUGUGGCCAUAGACAAUGAGUGCUUUCAACAUCUCAACUCCCUUGAGAAUUUGCAAAUUGGCGAAUGUAGUCAACUUCGACGUUGGCCAAAUGAACUCCCUACUUCUCUUUCUGAUCUGGUCAUCUUCGGCUGUAAAUUGCUGAAACCACGACUCCAGAGGGACAUAAGUAAUAAUAUCAAUGUCACUAUUCUAGAAUAUGAACAUGAUACUACUAAAGAUGACCUCUACACCAGCUCCAGAUGCAUCCGACUUGGUAUACCUCGCAUAAAGAAGAAUAAUCCUUAUUAAAUUCAAAUAACUGGGACCUAAUAUUGGAUUGCACCAAUAGCGGAAUGCUACCUACUACUUGUAGUGUUGGGCACCAGUAAUGAUCUUUAGCCAUUCUCUUAAUUAAUGAAUGCAUUGAAUAUGAUGAGGCACUACAAAUCUAUGUAUAGCAACAUACAAAACCAACCAUUCGUUUACCAAUCUCUGUAAGUUGCUCGCAUUUUUCUCUUGAUAUUAUUUACUAAAUUUUGAAAGUUUGUGUACUAGUAAAUAAGCUUUGAAUACACUUUUCUUUUAUGUAUAAGUAUUGAAACUCUUUUCUGUUUCCAACUUUAGUUGCUGAUAUAUUGAAGAAUUUGUACAAAGAUACUUAUUGGUGUUUUUUUCUUCUCAUUACUAAAUUGACAGGUUCCGGUUCACAAUUCACAGUUGGUCUGAAGUGGAACUAUAAGUCAUGUCCCUGCUGUGAUUCUUAAUCGAUGCUUUGAUUUCUUCUUUUAAUCAUAUUCAUAAUUCAUAAUCAUAAUCAAUUCAUUUGUGAGAAAUUAAAGUCUGAAAUAUUAUAUGUUACAAGUGCUCUGCUUAUAGUUUAUGUUUUGAAUUCAUUGGUUGGAAGAGGGCUCUGCUUAUAGUUCAUGUUUCGAAUUCAUUGUAAAUUUUCAGUUGUGAUAAAGUCAAAGGUGACCUUCAAACUUGAUAGAAUUUUCAAUAUUCUCUUAAAAGAAAUCAAAAUGUUAUUCAUGCAG
Molecule: messenger RNA, 4054 nt
Organism: Humulus lupulus (European hop)
Lineage: Eukaryota; Viridiplantae; Streptophyta; Magnoliopsida; Rosales; Cannabaceae
Product: putative disease resistance RPP13-like protein 1
Exons: 2
Coding region: 198-1607 (469 amino acids)
Biological process (GO): defense response to other organism
Molecular function (GO): ADP binding
Source: RefSeq, a predicted model, not a curated record